UUGUGUUACUUAAUAGUUUAUCUCAACAUGGGCUUUGAUGAAGGAAGGAUCAUCCUAGGCAGUGAUAAUGGAUCAUAUUUUGCGGGACAGACGGUUAAUGCCAAGUUAGUUUUUAACCAAGACAAGGUGAAAACUUUUCGAGGUAUAUAUGCGAAAAUUAAAGGUUUCUGCAAAGUCCACUGGACAACCUCACACUCCAGGCAAGUCCCUGACGGCCGGGGCGGGCACCGCACGGAACACUACACUGAGACACAUGAGUCUCAUGAGGUCUAUGUUGAACGGAAAAUUUACCUUGUUGGAGGGGAAAGUGGCGAACAUAGUAUACAACCAGGCAAACAUGAAUACCCAUUCGACUUCCCAUUGCCUGUGAACUGUCCCUCGUCCUUCGAGGGUGAGCAUGGCCACAUCCGAUAUGAAAUAAAGGUGGUGGUGGACCGGGCCUUCAAGACUGAUCAAGAGAAAAAGGUCCGGCUGAGGGUCAUAGCGCCAUUGGAUCUUAAUGCGGAUCCCUAUUGCAGUGAAGCAAUCGAGAUCGAGAUGAGCAACACCUACUGCUGCUGUUGCAUGAGUCGUGGCGCUUGCGAGACCUUAGUGAAACUACCCAAAGGCGGCUAUUGCCCGGGCCAAUCCAUCCCUAUUGAAGUCAGCUGCGAAAACAAGGGCAAUGUGGACAUUGAGACCCUCACCUUUGCUAUAGAACAGAACACAGUGUUCCACGCGACCCAUCGCCCCGGCACGAAGAGCAGAGAAGACACCGUCGCCAAACUGAAGAAGGGCCCGAUACCCGGCAACACGUCUCGCACCUGGACUGUGGAGAUGGAUAUGCCCACCAUGGACCUGUACAAUGUAGCCGCUUGUCGGUACAUCGAUAUUGACUACACUUUCGUGGUCAAAGUAUCACCAGACGGCUGUCACGAAGACAGCAAAGAGAGACGCCGCAUCGUCAUCGGCAACGUCCCGCUGCGUGGCUACCAGGACAAUAUCCCCAACCCAAUGCAAGACCAAAUGCCCAAACAGAUGGAGAACUAUCAAAACGCCGCGCCGCACUUCGGCCCCGUUGUCAACCAACCCAUGCCUUAUCCUGCUCCUAGUCCUUACCCUAGCGGUAACCCUUACCCUAGUGGUAACCCUUACCCUGGUGCUAGCCCGUACCCUGUCGCUAACCCUCCAUACCCGAACGCUAGUCCGUACCCCAGCCCGCACCCGGUGUCUCCGUAUCCUAAUUCUCCGUACCCUGGAAGUGCGCAGCCGGUCUCGCCGUAUCCGCCUCCGUACUCCGCUGUGCCUUCGUUGCCGCCUGGGGCUAAUGUGCCGUAUCCCAUAGGGCCCACGAGCCCGUUUGUCAACGCUAGUGCCCCCGGCCUGAUACCAGCAACGCCGGAUUCUGCCGAGAAAAAAAACCCGAUAGAUGACACCUCCAACAUCAACAAUCCUCCUUUCAACCCUAACUUUAAAUCAUAAAAGGCUCAUAAUUUUCUACA
Cydia amplana is the source of this 1481-nucleotide messenger RNA. Its product is annotated as arrestin domain-containing protein 17-like. The transcript is spliced from 8 exons. The record is from RefSeq and is a predicted model, not a curated record. Lineage: Eukaryota; Metazoa; Arthropoda; Insecta; Lepidoptera; Tortricidae. Gene Ontology annotation, cellular component: cytoplasm. Gene Ontology annotation, biological process: protein transport. Bases 28 to 1461 code for a protein of 477 amino acids.